Messenger RNA from Choloepus didactylus (southern two-toed sloth), 5201 nucleotides. RefSeq names its product insulin receptor substrate 2 (gene IRS2). The transcript is spliced from 3 exons. Gene Ontology annotation, molecular function: insulin receptor binding; phosphatidylinositol 3-kinase binding. Gene Ontology annotation, cellular component: cytosol; plasma membrane. The record is from RefSeq and is a predicted model, not a curated record. Bases 37 to 4407 code for a protein of 1456 amino acids. NCBI's taxonomy places the organism in Eukaryota, Metazoa, Chordata, Mammalia, Pilosa, Megalonychidae. Gene Ontology annotation, biological process: insulin receptor signaling pathway.
ACUGGGUUGGGGGCGGCCGGGGCUGAAGCUCCCAGGAUGGCGAGCCCGCCGCUGAACGGGCUCCCCACCCCGGCCGGAGCCUCCGGUGGCGGCGGCGGCAGCAGCAACAGCAGCAGCGACGGCGGUGGCGGGAGCGCAGGGGGCGGUGGCCCCAACCUCAACAACAACAACAACAACAACAACCACAGCGUGCGGAAGUGCGGCUACCUGAGGAAGCAGAAGCACGGGCACAAGCGCUUCUUCGUGCUCCGCGGCCCCGGGGGCGGCGCGGGUGGCGAUGAGCAGGCGGCAGGCGGGGGGCAGCCGCCGCAGCCCCCCCGGCUCGAGUACUACGAGAACGAGAAGAAGUGGAAGAACAAGUCCGGGGCCCCGAAGAGGGUGAUCGCGCUCGAUUGCUGCCUCAACAUCAACAAGCGCGCCGACGCCAAGCACAAGUACCUCAUCGCCCUCUACACCAAGGACGAGUACUUCGCCGUGGCGGCCGAGAACGAGCAGGAGCAGGAGGGCUGGUACCGCGCGCUCACCGACCUGGUCAACGAGGGCCGCGCGGGCGCCGGCGACGCGCCCUCCGCGCGCUGCCCCGCGGCCGCCGCCGCCAGCGCCGGGUCCUGCAGCGCCUCCCUGCCGGGCAGCGGCGUCUUUGGCGGCUCGGCGGGCGCCGCCGACGACAACUACGGGCUCAUCGCGCCCGCCACCUCCGUCUACCGCGAGGUCUGGCAGGUGAAUCUGAAGCCCAAGGGCCUGGGGCAGAGCAAGAACCUGACGGGCGUGUACCGGCUGUGCCUGUCGGCGCGCACUAUCGGCUUCGUGAAGCUCAACUGCGAGCAGCCGUCUGUCACACUGCAGCUGAUGAACAUCCGCCGCUGCGGCCACUCGGACAGCUUCUUCUUCAUCGAGGUGGGCCGCUCGGCCGUCACGGGCCCCGGCGAGCUCUGGAUGCAGGCCGACGACUCAGUGGUGGCGCAAAACAUCCACGAGACUAUCCUGGAGGCCAUGAAGGCGCUGAAGGAGCUCUUCGAGUUUCGGCCGCGCAGCAAGAGCCAGUCGUCGGGCUGCUCCUCCACGCACCCCAUCAGCGUGCCCGGCGCGCGGCGCCACCACCACCUGGUCAACCUGCCACCCAGCCAGACGGGCCUGGUGCGCCGCUCGCGCACCGACAGCUUGGCGGCGACCCCGCCGGCGGCAGUCAGCGCCAGCGCUGCCGCGGGACCCAAAUGCAGCUCCUGCCGGGUGCGCACGGCCAGCGAGGGGGACGGCAGCGCCGGCGCCGCGGGAAGCGGGGGCUGCAGGCCCAUGUCGGUGGCUGGGAGCCCCAUGAGUCCCGGGCCGGUGAGGACGCCUCUAAGCCGCUCGCACACGCUGAGCAGCGGCUGCAGCGGCCGUCCGAGCAAGAUGAUGCUGGCGCCGGCAGGGGGCGCCCUGCAACACAGCCGCUCCAUGUCCAUGCCCGUGUCCCACUCUCCCCCGGCAGCCACCAGCCCUGGCAGCCUCUCGUCCAGCAGUGGGCACGGCUCUGGCUCCUACCCGCUGCCUCCAGGCCCACACCCGCACCUGCAGCACCCCCUGCACCAUCACCAGGGUCAGCGGCCCUCCAGUGGCAGUGCCUCUGCCUCGGGCUCCCCCAGCGACCCUGGUUUCAUGUCCUUGGAUGAGUACGGCUCCAGUCCUGGCGACUUGAGAGCCUUCUGCACCCACAGAAGCAACACUCCCGAGUCCAUCGCAGAGACUCCGCCUGCCAGGGACGGCAGUGGGGGUGAGUUGUAUGGGUAUAUGACCAUGGAUAGGCCCCUGAGCCACUGUGGCCGCCCUUACCGCCGAGUCUCAGGGGAUGGGGCUCAAGACUUGGACAAAGGGCUGCGAAAAAGGACUUACUCCUUGACCACACCUGCCCGGCAGCGAGCAGUGCCCCAGCCCUCCUCUGCAUCCCUGGAUGAGUACACUCUGAUGCGGGCCACCUUCUCCGGCAGCUCAGGCCGCCUCUGCCCCUCUUGCCCGGCAUCUUCUCCGAAAGUGGCCUACCACCCCUAUCCCGAGGACUAUGGGGACAUAGAGAUUGGCUCCCACAGGAGCUCAAGCAGCAUCCUGGGAGCGGACGAUGGCUACAUGCCCAUGACCCCUGGCGUGGCCCCACUGGUGGGUGGUGGCAGCGGCAGCUGUAAGAGUGAUGACUACAUGCCCAUGAGCCCCACCAGUGUGUCUGCCCCGAAGCAGAUCCUGCAGCCACGAGUUGCGGCCUCAGCCUUGCCCCCUUCUGGAGCCCCAGUGCCAGCACCCACCUCUGUAGUUGUCAGAGGCUUUCCGGUGGGCGGGGGAAGCUACAAGACCAGUUCCCCAGCGGAGAGCUCCCCAGAGGACAGUGGGUACAUGCGCAUGUGGUGUGGCUCCAAGCUGUCCAUGGAGAAUUCCGACAGCAAGCUGCUUCCUAACGGGGACUACCUCAACAUGUCCCCCGGUGACAUGGGCACCUCCUGUACCCCACCCGACUUCUUCUCAGCCGCCUUGCACAGUGGUGGAGAAGUGCUCAAGGGAGUCCCUGGCUACUGCUACAGCUCUUUGCCGCGCUCCUACAAGGCUCCUUACACCUGCCACGGGGACAGUGACCAGUAUGUGCUCAUGAGCUCCCCAGUGGGGCGUAUCCUGGAGGAGGAGAGAACGGAGCAGCAGACCAUCCCACAGCUGCCCGCCACCCCAUCAGCGAGCACCUUUGGGGACAGUGCGGGCAGCCACGCCCAGCCUCAUCACCCAGUAGUGCCUUCGCCGAUGAGGCAGAGUGGCAGCAGUAGCGGCAGUAGCGGCAGCCGGCCGGAGGGUUUCCUGACCCAGCGUUGCCGGGCGGUGCGGCCCACUCGCUUGUCCCUGGAGGGGCUGCAGACUCUGCCCAGCAUGCACGAGUACCCUCUGCCCCCAGAGCCCAAGAGCCCAGGCGAAUACAUCAACAUUGACUUUGGAGAGGCGGGAGUCCGCCUCUCGCCACCUGUCCCUCCGCUGCUGGCAUCAGCAGCCUCAUCGUCCUCUCUGCUGUCGGCCAGUAGCCCAGCCUCCUCCCUGGGCUCUGGCACCCCUGGCACAAGCAGUGACAGCCGGCAGCGCUCCCCACUUUCUGACUACAUGAACCUCGACUUCAGCUCGCCCAAGUCACCCAAACCGGGCACCCAGAGUGGGGACCCUGUAGGCUCUUUGGAUGCCCUGCUCUCCCCUGAGGCCUCCUCCCCUUACCCACCCCUGCCACCACGUCCUUCUGUCUCUCCCUCUUCCUCCUCCUCAUCCCAAUCUCAGCAGCCACCCCCACCGCCACCACCAGGGGAGCUGUACCGACUGCCUCCAGUGUCAGCCGCUGCCACCUCCCAGGGCCCUAGCGCUGCCUCCUCCUCGUCCUCCGAGACUGGGGACAAUGGUGACUACACCGAGAUGGCCUUUGGCGUGGCCGCCACCCCGCCACAACCCAUUGCGGCACCCCCGAAGCCAGAAAGUGCCCGCGUGAGCAGCCCAACUUCUGGGGUGAAGAGGCUGAGUCUCAUGGAUCAGGUGUCGGGGGUGGAAGCCUUCCUGCAGGCUAGCCAGUCCCCAGACCCCCACCGAGGCGCCAAGGUCAUCCGCGCCGACCCGCAGGGGGGCCGGCGCCGCCACAGCUCGGAGACCUUCUCCUCGACCACCACUGUGACCCCCGUGUCCCCGUCCUUCGCCCACAACCCUAAGCGCCACAACUCAGCCUCGGUGGAAAACGUCUCUCUCAGGAAAAGUGGCGAAGGUGGCGGUGGUGGCGGCCUUGGUGGGGGGGAUGAGCUGCCCCCCUCCCCCCAUCAGUCACAGCCAUCCCUUUCUGUGCCAUCGCUUCCCCAGCAGCCCAGGCCGUGGACACAGGGUCAGCCAGGGGGGUUGAUUGGUUGUCCCGGGGGCAGUGGUUCUCCAAUGCGGAGGGAGACCUCUGCCGGUUUCCAGAAUGGUCUCAACUACAUCGCCAUCGACGUGAGGGAUGAGGCUGGGGCAUUACAGCAGCAGCAGCAGCAGCAUCACCCGGCAGGGGACAAGAACUCCUGGGGCCGGAACCGGAGCCUUGGCGGGCUCAUCAGCGCAGUGGGUGGCAGCAGCACCACCGGGGUGUGCGGGGGGCCGGGCUCUGGCGCCCUGCCCCCUGCCAACACCUACGCCAGCAUUGACUUCUUGGCACAUCACCUGAAGGAGGCCACUGUUGUGAAAGACAUCCAUGAUCUAUCCAGGAAAGCCCCCUUCCCUUCAUGUGCAAAGGAGGCAUCGUUGCCACCAGCAGCCCCUACUGCUCCUAGUGCUUCCAGCUCUGAAAACUUACUGCUGUUCGACCCCCUGCCUUCCACUAUGGUGAGCGCCGUAGUCGGAGGAGGGAAAUCUCUUUUGGCUGGGCAGCUCUGUGUUACCAACCCAUCGGGCUGAUGUGGGAGUCGGUGCCAGAAUGAAGAUCUAUCUGGCUUUAUCACCAUGACCUCACACAUCAAAGAGUAACAAAAGAAGAUGCUCAGCAUUUUUUUUUAAACUCUGAAGCUGCUUUACAAUUUACUUUUGGAUCUGAGCAAUUACUAAGUUUUGAAACACUUAAGGUCUGUGUUGGACAAGGAAUCAACAAGGAAAGAACACCUGCCUCACAUACUGGUUCUCUGUAUUUGGCAUCCAUCGUUGUGCUGCUGUUUUUGUGUUUUGUUUUGUUUUGUUUUUAACAAAAGUUAGCUGAAGAAGUUAUUCUAAAGAAAAUUGGAUGUUUUCAUUGGCCUUCUUAAAUUGUGGCCAGUGUCUUCAUUUCUUUUCACUUUCAUUUUGGCAAAGCAAAUUUGUUCCUCAGCAUUCUGGGAGAUUCUACUAAAACCCGUUAAAAUGGUAAAAUCUGGUAUUUACUGGCGUACACUCAGAACUACCACAGUCCUACCUCAGUUCAAGGUAAAGCCGGAUUUGCAUGGUUGGGCUACAGCAGGGCCUCCUGAAUUUCUCUGUGCUGAAUGUGUCUGAAGCAUGGUCAUCGGCCUUAUUGAACUGGUUCCAGGAGACAGCCCCUGGUUGGACUUCAGUCCAGGGACGUGCGGUGUUUACUUACCGACAGAGCCCGGUGAGGGGCUGACAUUUCUAAACUGAAAUGGAAUUUGGGAUCGGACUUUGAAGACAGAUUAAUAAAUAAUAAUUAUUACAUGUAACUGAAGCAACCUACUUUUGAAAAAUCAUCAACUGUAUUGGGUUGU